Cooperia oncophora is the source of this 690-nucleotide messenger RNA. The record is from the annotation of a GenBank genome assembly. Lineage: Eukaryota; Metazoa; Nematoda; Chromadorea; Rhabditida; Trichostrongylidae.
AUGCAAAAUAAGAAGCCUCCUUUCAGGUCAUUUGAACUUCCCACCAUAAGAAGCCAAGAUGACGAGCUGGUUGUUCUUGGAGAGGGACUACAAGGCUUAUCUGAGUUGUGGCUACAUCCGUCACCAACCUGCGAUCUGAAGAAAGACAACCGAUCUGUGGCGAUGAAAAUUGGACAAACUUCAAGUACUUUCGUUGUCAGUUCCCUAGCAAAGAGCGUCGAAUUUCAACUCGAAUGGACGUACCCGAUCUUUGUGUGCUCCAAACCCGCGGCACAACCAUCCGAAUUUCGAUCAGUGAUUCUUGAGGAUACAUCCGACCCUCUCAUUCCGCUACUCAUUGUCAUCUAUUGCUGGUUUCUUUUAAUGAGUGCUCUCUUCACCGGUCUCAAUCUGGCGUUAAUGUCCUUGGAUCUUGAUGAUCUUCGCCGUAUUCGCGAGUACGACGAGAAUCCGAAGACACGACGCUACGCGGCGAAUAUUAUUCCGAUAAGAGAGAACGGAAAUUUCAUGCUGUGCACGAUUAUACUUGGUAACACAAUCUGCAAUACGAUUUGUGUAAUCACUUUCGAUCUAAUGACUCGUGGAUUAGUUAUGUCCGUUACAAAGCGACUGAUUCUCAUCAACGUCAUUCCAACGUUGUUCAUCAUCUUCUUUUCCGAAGUAAUCCCUCAAGUCCUCUGCACUAAGUGA